AUGCUAAAAGAAACAAAUAAAUUAAUAAAUGAGGUUAUAUUUAGUCUUUUACUUAUAUCUAGUGAAGUGACAGAAAAAGAAUUACAAGCACUUAAUUUGAUAGUGCAUUCAUUUGCCUUAUAUGUAAAAUUGAAAGAAAUAUAUUAUUAUUCACGAAUAGGAAUUGGAUUCAAGAAAGAAAAAGCAACAGUUAAGAAUUGUCAAAAUUAUGAACCAAUGUCUAAUACGUAUCAAGAAGUUUGUAACGAUAAUAUUCACGAUUUAUGUUACAUGUUUAAAAAUCUUUCUUAUCAAACACAUCAUGAGGAAUUUAAAAAUAAGUUUUUAUCAAUGACAUUAAAAAAUAAUCUUAAAAACACUAUUUCUAAAAACAUUAAUCUAUAUAUUAAUGAACUUUCCAAGCAAUGCCAUUAUUUAACCUCAUUUGAAUCUGAACUUGUACACUCUUAUUUUAAGAUACGAGAAACAUGUGAUUCUUCUAUAAAAAAUAAUGAUCAAGUAACAGAAAAUAAUUGCAAUUUGCUAAAAGGGGAAUGUACUAAAAAAGAUAUUUCGACUAUAGAAUAUCUAAAGAAAAAUAUUCUAGAAAACGAAACUCCACUUCCUUUGAGAAGACCAUAUCUUACCACUCUUCUAGGGUUUGUCAUUUCCAAAAUGAGGAAUGAUAAUUUCCAGGGUAAAUGCACAAAUCUUGAUGCACAUUGUAGUAAAGAUAAAAACUAUAAAGAUGAAUAUAAUGAAAUACUUCAUGGAAUAAGUCUUAUGAAAAAGGCAUUCUUAUUACACUAUGAAGCAACACGAACAUUAUAA
Messenger RNA from Pneumocystis jirovecii RU7, 810 nucleotides. RefSeq lists its product as uncharacterized. The coding region runs from base 1 to 810 and encodes 269 amino acids. NCBI's taxonomy places the organism in Eukaryota, Fungi, Ascomycota, Pneumocystomycetes, Pneumocystales, Pneumocystaceae. The transcript is spliced from 5 exons. The record is from RefSeq and is a predicted model, not a curated record.